UUUCAAGCGUGGCUUCCUUCACGAGCAGCAGCGUCGAAUAAUCGUGGCCGUGUGCGGUUUCAUUUUAACGAUUGAAGUAAGUUUUUAUGUUCGGAACGCAACUAAAGUACAUCUAGUUCGGGUCAGGACUAAGAAACGCUAGUUUUGCGUUCAAGUGAUCAAAUCCUCGAGAAGUGUGCAAAAGGCAGGUUAAAUUUUUUUAAGCUCUGUGACAAACGAAGGCAAAAGAUGGCAGAAGUACAGGACACUGAAAUGAAUGGUGCACAGGAGGCUGCACAGGAUAACGGAAACAAUCAGCCUGCUACUGAUCAAAGUAGCGCAACCACAAACGAAGGUACUUCCUCCACAACCAACGGAGGUACCACCGAAAGCAGCAGUAACAAUAGCCAAAGUGUGCGCGACGAUGACAGAAAAUUAUUCGUUGGUGGACUUAGUUGGGAAACAUCUGACAAGGAUCUUAAAGAACACUUCAGUGCUUACGGCGAUAUAGAAAGCAUCAAUGUGAAGACGGAUCCCAACACAGGCAGGUCGCGAGGCUUCGCCUUUAUCGUCUACAAGAACGCCGAUUCCAUCGAGAAGGUCGUAGCGGCCGGGGAUCAUGUCAUCAACAACAAAAAAGUCGACCCGAAGAAGGCGAAGGCUCGCCACGGGAAAAUUUUUGUUGGUGGCCUCACGUCGGAAAUAAGCGAUGAGGAAAUCAAAAUAUUUUUCGGUCAAUUUGGCAACAUUGUAGAGGUAGAGAUGCCGUUCGACAAGCAGAAAAAUCAACGUAAAGGGUUUUGCUUCAUCACGUUCGACUCCGAGCAGGUUGUGAACGAAUUGCUGAAAACUCCUAAACAAACCAUCUCCGGAAAGGAAGUAGAUGUAAAGAAGGCUACUCCCAAGCCAGACAACAUGGGUCCUAUGGGCCCGAUGGGCGGGCGGGGUGGUAUGCGAGGCCCCCCACCCCGUGGCAUGCGAGGAGGUCGUGGUGGACCAGGUGGACCAAAAGGCUACGGACAAGGAUGGGGCGGCCAAGGCUAUGGCGGCUACGGUUACGGGCAAGGAUAUGGCGGAGGAUAUGAUGACUACGGUUAUGGCGGAUACGACGGAGGUUACAUGAACGGAGGACGUCCUGGUGGACCACGUGGAGGGGGUAAAGGUGCUGCUGGUGGAUAUGGGGGUGGUAAGCAACGCGGUGGUGGAGGUAGCGGGCGUCAGCCUCGUCAUACACCCUACUAAACGAAAUGCCCGCCAUGUUGAGAAAUGUUCAAGUGAUGAAGAGGAAGAAAUGAGAGAAAGGGAGAGAGAGAGGCAGCACCUCAGCAUUUUAGCAUCAUAUAAUUAUGCAUUCGUCGUCGUCAUUCAGCGAUUUGUCAUAUAAUUAUGCAUGUGGCUUGUGGUACUUUUUUGUAUUGUUCACCAGGACAUACGGGGAAAGAAAAUAUCUUUAAGCAUGGUUCUAUUGGAACGUAUACCAGUUGCAUCCGUUCUACAAGGCCUUUCCAGUUUAUUCACACACACACACACACACACACACACACACACCAUAAAAUACAAAUAUUGUAUAAAUUAGCGACAGAUUAUAUCUCUUUUAGUUAUAAGAGAAACCCAAGUUGUAAUGAUACUAAAAUUCUAACACCAGGACAAGAAUUAUCAGUACGUUCUUAUUGAAAUCAAGCGCGAUUGGUUCUCUAACUUCGUAACGUCUAUCUUAAUUCAAUGUUUCAACCAUGGCCUGAAUUCAUCUGCUUUCUUUUCAUCCAUGAAUCCAAAAUCAAAACACCAGGGACUGCAAACGUAUGAUUUGUGGUACGUCCUUAAGACGCCUGUACUCUACGAUUUUGCGAUAGAUAGUGACACAUCAUUUGAUAGUUAUAAUUGCGAAGCACAGAUAGUCAUUAAAACAUAGUUGGUGCAGUUAUUUCCGUUGUGCUCAUUGUAUGAAUCGAUUUGUUGCAGCAGUCCAUUCUAUUUUAGAAUGAUGGUCCCAAACGUAUUGGUCUCUAAUGAACACUUGCAAGGAUGUGACCAGUUUUUGCAAAUUUAUGACAAUUUCCUUUGAAUUCAUUUCGAAGCCAUUCUCAAUAGAUUCGUAUAGUAUUAGUGAGCUUUUCUCGUUGUGCAAGUAUAGUAACUCCUUUUCACAAUUAAUUUUGAAAUAUUGUAAAUAAAAGUUCUCAAUCCCCUGGUCAUGCAACCUGAACAAGAAAUUUAAGUCUUUUUAUUUAUAAAACAUGGUUCCUAGAAACUACUGACAUCUGGCGAAUUCAAAUUGUGAUGGUGUCACGUCCGAACGAUUUAUUUCUUGUCUAGCAGGUUAGAUUUAGAUAGACUAGAGCAAUCUGGUAUUAGGUUGUCAAGGAAGGGGAUACAAUAGCAGAUAGGAAUAAGAUAGCCGUACCAUGAAAUAGAAUAAGGAUCUUGAGAAAAUAGAAAAAAAACAUCAAUUUUAAAACUAUAUAUUUUUCCGUUUUCUCGUUGGUGUUAAGGAAACAAACCUUGCACCAUCACAACCCACCCCAAGUAAAAUAUGUUCUGCUGGAAAUAAUGAAUAAAAAUCAUUGCGCACCAACCAACGACAGCAGAGUGAGUGCCUGGUGAGACAUCAAUGUGAUUAUAGAUCCACUUUGAGCCGUUUGAUGUUGUUCGAUUAAACGAAUGUGAACAAUAGAGCGCUUAUGUGAUUUGCUCUGUUCAGCUUGAAUUCAAUUCGGCGUUUUUGUCGAUAAACUUUCGGAAGUAAAAUAGGUCAACUACUAUUAGUCAACUACUAUUAUUACUACUAAAUAUUCUAGUCUUCCCCUUAGAGAAAGCUCACAUCGCGCGUGUAUCGAACAUUCGUGUUACGUCAAGUCACACGAGAGUCAUAACUGAGUGGUUCAUUCGUUCUCACAGGUAAUCAUAACAAUAGAUUCCAUCGAGUGUUUAUGAUAACUUCCGAACGGGGUCAUUGAGACGCGGAAAAGCAAGCAUCCUUGGGGCUUGGAUUGAUUGAAUUCGCGCAAGCCACAUAAAGAACCACGCUGACUCUAUCAGCCGGCCGAUUGAUGUGGUAUGAAUGAAAUUCGUUAUUUCUGCUGCUUUUGAUUGGGGUAAGUCGUUGAAGUCUUAUGUAAAUCGAGAAUGAAUGGUGCCCGUAUGACAAAAUGUAUGCAACCGGGUCUAUUAUUGUUUAAUAGACCCGAAAUUGUUCUGGCGACGGGUCUAUUAAGCGUUAAUAGACCCGGUUUCAUAUACCUUCUGUCAAUGGGGUAGUAGCCGAUCAGGACUGCCCGAGGAAAACACGACUUGUAUUGUUUUAUUUCUUCAAUAUUGGAUGAUUGGAUACUGGUUUUUUUUACUGGAUACCAAGCGAGA
This is a messenger RNA of Anopheles darlingi, 3339 nucleotides long. RefSeq names its product RNA-binding protein squid (gene sqd). Gene Ontology annotation, molecular function: RNA binding. The transcript has 7 exons. Gene Ontology annotation, biological process: regulation of gene expression. Gene Ontology annotation, cellular component: nucleoplasm. NCBI's taxonomy places the organism in Eukaryota, Metazoa, Arthropoda, Insecta, Diptera, Culicidae. The coding region runs from base 229 to 1221 and encodes 330 amino acids. The record is from RefSeq and is a predicted model, not a curated record.